CUCUGUGAACGACAGCAGCAGGUUAUUUAAGACCAAUGGCAUCUGCAAAUCAAGAUGUGAGGAUUGUUCUCCUGGGUAAAACUGGAGCGGGAAAGAGUUCGACAGGAAACACCAUCCUGGGUCAAGUGCGUUUUCAUACAAAAUUAUCAUCAAAAUCAGUUAUUAACACCUGUGAGAGGCAAGAAAUAGUGAAGGGUGGAAGAAGAAUCUCAGUCAUUGACACUCCAGGACUAUUGGAUACAAAUAAGUCAGAACGAGACAUAAAGGUCGAAAUAGCAAGAUGUGUCUCCAUGUCUGCUCCUGGUCCUCGUGUGUUUCUGCUGGUCAUCAGACUGGCUGUGAGAUUCACAGACGAAGAGAGAGACGCAGUGAAAUGGAUUCAGAAGAACUUUGGAGAAGAAGCUACUCGUUACACCAUCGUUCUGUUCACUCACGCUGAUGAAUUAAAGGAUCAAUCAUUAGAUAAGUAUAUCAGAGAAAAUAUUCAUAUCCAAAGACUUGUUAAUAACUGUGGUGGAAGAUUUCACUCAUUUAACAAUCGGGACAUAUGGAACUCCAAUCAGGUCACUGAACUGAUGAAGAAGAUUGAGCAGAUGAUGAGGAACAAUAGUUAUGAAAUGUAUAAACCAGGUAGGGCACUAGCACUAAGCAUAUUACUACUAAAUGGAGGAGGAGGAGGCGACAGAGACGGCGACGCUGACGGUGACAAAGGAGGACAGCAUUACAACACACAGAUGUAUAAACAAGCCCAGCAAAAGAUUGAAAAGGAAGCUUUUCAACAAAAAGAGACAGACUUUACAAAAGUAGUCCUAGUUUUAGGAGGAUUAACACUAUUAGUAGCAGGACCAGCAUUAAUAUCAGCAGCAGGACCAGCAGUAGUGUUUAAAACACUAGGAGCAAUGGCUUUAUUGUAAACAGUAACAGCAGCAGCAAGUUUGAAAUCUGUUAAAUGUUUUUUUUUUAAGUUAGAAGAUUACACUGUACACUCAUUGUCUUCUCUUCACAGUCAGUUUACACAUUUCUCACCACAU
Messenger RNA from Labeo rohita (rohu), 1031 nucleotides. RefSeq names its product GTPase IMAP family member 9. The transcript is spliced from 2 exons. The record is from RefSeq and is a predicted model, not a curated record. Gene Ontology annotation, molecular function: GTP binding. Bases 36 to 914 code for a protein of 292 amino acids. Lineage: Eukaryota; Metazoa; Chordata; Actinopteri; Cypriniformes; Cyprinidae.